Molecule: messenger RNA, 11940 nt
Organism: Tachysurus vachellii
Lineage: Eukaryota; Metazoa; Chordata; Actinopteri; Siluriformes; Bagridae
Gene: insrb
Product: insulin receptor b
Exons: 21
Coding region: 1063-5094 (1343 amino acids)
Biological process (GO): protein autophosphorylation; glucose homeostasis; cell surface receptor protein tyrosine kinase signaling pathway
Cellular component (GO): axon; membrane; insulin receptor complex
Molecular function (GO): ATP binding; insulin receptor activity; insulin receptor substrate binding
Source: RefSeq, a predicted model, not a curated record
CCGGUGGUUAAGAUCCGUGUUUUGUCGCGCGCCGCGGAUCGACCCGAGCUGACUUGUUUACUGCUGGAGGGACACACGGAGAGAGACAGGAGUCCAUACGAGACACGACGACCAAUUUUAGACACUUUUUUGUCUACUUUCUACUUUAUUGACGCGUCCGUUUUAAACGUGUUUAACGAGAAAGAGGUUUGUGGUUCGGUUUGUGGUGUCGGGAGGCUUUAAGACUGUCGUUAGUGACGGCGUGGCGCUCACGUCCAACACAAACCGCACCAUUUUGACUCGGAAAAAAACACCAAACAGACGCUUUCCAAACGCCCGACUGAAUGCGACUCGUCUUAAAACGGAGUAUCUCCAGCGUGUGUGUGUUUCAGUGGGAAACCUGUGUGUGUUUUACAGGCUAUCAGGAGAAAUAAACACGGACUUGUUGAGGAAGAAAACAGCAGCGGAUUAAAACGCGGAUUUCUGCUGGAACGCAUCGAAAGUCGUCUCAAUAAUCCUUUUGGGAUGUAAAUAACGGAAAACGUCUCUCUCUCUUAAGUAAACAAUAGAAAAAUAACCGUGUGAGAUCAAUAAGUUCGGCGUGUUUUUGACCAGUAGUUUAGAGACUUGCUGGAUUUUCACUGAACAACCUGCAGGCCUGAUAAACACAUGUCAGAUUUUUCUCAAACCACCAUCUGGAUUUUUACUAGUUAUUUUUCUAAAGGAUGUCCAAAACGACCGGCUACAAUGAAUGUCUGCGUCGGUUUGUUUGUCUUUGAUGAUAUAAGCUCACGUUGUUUACCGUCAGUCCCCUGUGUGGACCAUCAGUAGGAGCUCCCAGGAGCUGCAGAGCCCCAGGAGCAGAACUCACUCACACACUGAAGCACCACGUUGGGCUUGUGGUCCGUGUUCGGGCCGCUUCGCCUCAACUUUUCCCAACUUUCCACUGGACCUAUUUGACUCUUUUAACUCUUGUUUUCUUUUCCCAUAAGCAAGGGUUUGUUGCAAAGCUUUGAAAGCACCGCAAAUAGGAUUUAAAGAUAUUUUUCCCCUCCCAGUAAACAGAAGAGUUUAAGAGACACGAUGCGACCGAACUCGUCACUGCUUAUGUUCGUGGUUUUAAUCAGCCUUCUGUGGCAUUAUGGAUGUUUACAUGCUGAAAUUUGCUCCAGCAAAGACAUCCGGAAUGACGUGACCAACCUGCGCUCUCUGGAGAACUGCACAGUGAUCGAAGGCCACCUGAAGAUCCUGCUCAUGUUCAAGACCCGAGCUGAGGACUUUCGUGGCCUGAGCUUCCCCAAGCUGGUGAUGAUCACUGACUACCUGCUGAUGUUCCGUGUCUACGGCCUGGAGAGCCUUAGGGAUCUGUUUCCCAACCUGGCCGUCAUCCGCGGCAACAACCUGUUCUUCAACUACGCCUUGGUGAUCUUCGAGAUGCUCCAGCUGAAGGAGGUGGGGCUUUACGGUCUGAUGAACAUAACCCGCGGUGCCGUGCGCAUGGAAAAGAACCCCGACCUCUGCUACCUCUCCACACUCGACUGGUCCAAAAUCCUAGACUCGAUGGAAGACAACUACAUUGUGGCAAACAAAAAUGAGCGCGAGUGUGGCGACAUCUGUCCUGGAACCAUCGCUGGAAAGAUCACAUGUGUCCAGACCACCAUCAACGGCCAUUAUGGAGAGCGCUGCUGGAACCAGGAUCACUGUCAGAGGAUUUGUCCUGCUGCGUGUAAACAUCACGCCUGCACGUCGUCUAAUCAGUGCUGUCAUGAGCAGUGUCUGGGUGGCUGUAAGGAGCCGGGGAGUGCCAGGGCAUGUGUGGCGUGUCAUCACUACCUGCAUGAAGACAGGUGUGUGGAGCGAUGUCCUUCCGGUUACUACACCUUUAAAGGGUGGCGCUGCGUCACCUUCCAGUUCUGUCAGGAACUUCACAACCACUGCAAACAGACCAAGAGCAAAGACUGUCACCAGUACGUCAUCCACGACGGAGCAUGUAUCCCAGAAUGCCCUUCAGGAUACACCGUCAUGGACUCAACGUUAAAUUGUACUCUGUGCGCUGGCCUCUGUCCUAAGCUGUGUACCGGAGUGCAGACGAUCGACUCGGUGACGGCGGCUCAGGCUUUGCGUGGAUGCACCGUCCUCAAUGGCAGCCUUAUCAUAAAGAUCCGCGGUGGCAAUAACAUUGCGGCGGAGCUUGAGGCCAACCUGGGUCAGCUGGAGGAGAUCACAGGCAACCUGACUAUCCGCAGGGCUUACGCUCUCGUCUCGCUGUCCUUCCUCCGGAAACUCCGCCUCAUCCGCGGAGAGGCUCCAGAAAUUGGAAACUACUCAUUUUAUGCGCUGGAUAAUCAGAACUUGCGCCAGCUCUGGGACUGGUCCAAACACAACCUGACCAUCCAGCAGGGCCGCAUGUUCUUCCACUACAACCCCAAACUCUGCCAGUCUGAGAUUGAGAAAAUGGAGGAAGUGACAGGGACCAAAGAACGACAAAUCAAGAACGACAUUGGACCUCGCACCAACGGGGAUCAGGCCUCCUGUGAAAACCAUAUUCUGAAUUUUACCAGCAUCCGUACGAUGGCCAAACACAUACUGAUAACAUGGGAGCCGUUUUGGCCACGUGACUUCAGAGACCUGCUGGGAUUCAUGGUGCUUUAUAAAGAAGCUCCGCAUCAGAACGUGACUGAGUACGAUGGACAGGAUGCUUGUGGUUCUAACAGUUGGAUGAUCACAGACGUGGAGCCACCAGAGAGGACAUCAGACAUGAAGCGUGACCCCGGCUCUCUCCUGACGCAGCUGAAGCCGUGGACACAGUAUGCCAUCAUGGUGAAAACGCAGCUGUCGGUCUCUGACGACCAGCAGGUCAAAGGAGCCAAGAGCAAAAUUAUCUAUGUCCGCACCAACGCCAGCAGACCCUCUGUGCCUCUGGACCCCAUCUCCUCCUCUAACACAUCAUCUCAGAUCAUUCUGAAGUGGAAAACCCCCUCAGAGCCUAAUGGGAACAUCACACACUACCGUGUGUCCUAUCAGAAACAAGGGGAGGACAGCGAGCUCUACAAGUAUGACUACUGUCAGAAAGGAAUGAAGCUGCCGUCCCGCACUCCCACAAACCCCAGUCAAGACACCAAUCAGAAGAGGAAUAACACUGAGGAUUACAACCACGAGAAGGAUAAGUGUUGUAGCUGCCCCAAAACCGAAGCACAGCUGAAGAAGGAGGCAGAAGAGCGCGAGUUCCGUAAAACGUUUGAGAACUACAUCCACAACGAGGUGUUUGAACCCAAAUCACACCGUCGUCGCCGCUCAGUGGGAGUGGCUAACUUCAGCCUCUCCUCAACCUUUACCCCACCCCCUCUCUUGGACAACGGGUCGUCCCCUACUCCGAAACCAGAGGAGAAGUUGGUGCUGAAGGUCGUCGGGAAAGAAUCGAUCGUCAUCUCGAACCUGCAUCACUUCACCAGCUACCAGAUUGAGAUCCAGGCGUGUAACCACCCAGAGAACCUGGAUUUCUGUAGUGUCGCCACCUUCGUCAGUGCCCGCACCAUGCCUGGGGUCAAAGCGGACAACAUUUUGGGUCGUGUGACUCAUGAGAUCCUCCCUGAAGAGCCUGAGUUUGUGUACAUCAAAUGGCAAGAGCCCAAAUCCCCAAACGGCAUGAUCAUCCUGUAUGAAGUCAACUACCAUCGGCUGUCUGAUAAUGAGGAGAUGCAUCACUGCGUAUCCAGGAUCAGUUAUGAAAAGAAUGGAGGUUGUAAAUUGAGAGUUGGACAUCCAGGGAAUUACAGCGUGCGAAUCCGUGCCACUUCCCUGGCAGGAAACGGGUCCUGGACCGAGCCAGUUUACUUCUUCAUGCCUGACAACCACAUGAAUAUGAAGAUCAUUGUCGUCCCAGUGAUUCUGCUCAUCCUCUUCUGUUUUGUUGGAAGCAUUGUCUGUGUCGUACUCAGGAAAAAACAAACUGAAGGACCAACUGGCCCCUUAAUCGCCUCGUCAAACCCAGAGUACAUCAGUGCAAACGAUGUCUACAUUCCUGAUGACUGGGAGGUGGCACGUGAGAAGAUCGCUCUCCUGCGCGAGCUUGGUCAGGGCUCCUUCGGCAUGGUAUACGAGGGAAACGCUAAAGAUAUCAUAAAAGGUGAAACGGAGACGCGGGUGGCCGUCAAAACAGUUAACGAAUCUGCCAGUCUGCGCGAGAGAAUCGAAUUCCUUAACGAAGCUUCAGUCAUGAAGGCAUUCAGCUGCCACCAUGUGGUGCGUCUGCUGGGGGUUGUAUCGAAAGGACAACCGACAUUAGUGGUAAUGGAACUGAUGACACACGGAGAUCUGAAAAGUUACCUGCGCUGCCUCAGACCUGAUGCUGAGUCUAAUCCCGGCCGUAGUCCUCCCACACUUAGCGACAUGAUCCAGAUGGCUGCAGAGAUUGCAGACGGCAUGGCCUACCUCAAUGCAAAGAAGUUUGUGCACAGAGACCUCGCUGCUCGCAACUGCAUGGUGGCUGAGGACCUCACUGUGAAGAUAGGAGACUUCGGAAUGACCCGGGACAUUUACGAGACAGAUUAUUAUCGUAAAGGAGGGAAAGGACUGCUUCCAGUUAGAUGGAUGGCUCCUGAGUCGCUAAAGGACGGAGUGUUCACUGCUCAGUCAGACUGCUGGUCAUUUGGUGUGGUUUUAUGGGAGAUCAGUACAUUAGCAGAGCAGCCAUAUCAGGGCCUCUCCAAUGAACAGGUGCUCAAAUUCGUCAUGGAUGGAGGAUAUCUGGAUCGGCCAGAGAACUGCGCUGAGAGGAUGCACAACCUGAUGCAGAUGUGCUGGCAGUACAACCCAAAGAUGCGUCCCACCUUCACUGAGAUUAUUGAGAUGCUAAAGGAUGACCUUCAUCCGUCAUUUCAGGAGCUCUCAUUCUUCUACAGCGAGGAGAACAAACCUCCUGAAAGUGAGGAGUUUGACAUGGACUUUGAGAACAUGGAGAGCAUCCCGCUGGACCCAUCCUCCUACAACCAGAGGGAGGAAGGUAGCUUCAGCCGAGACAGCGGCCCGUACGACGAGCACGUUCCCUACACACACAUGAACGGUGGCAAGAAAAAUGGUCGAAUCCUCUCUCUGCCUCGCUCCAGCCCUUCAUAACAUUUCCUCAUUGCGCUGCUCUGUUUUCUUUAUCUGUUUUUCUUAGAUUUUAAUUGUAUUUUUUCAGAGGCCCUUAAAACAGAUCUCAGGUCUUUUUUUCUUAUUUUUGGACUUCCUUCCUGCUGUGGCGACAUGGUUGCAAAACGUAUUUUCUCCAGAUUCAUCCAAAUCGCAGUUUGCUUUCUUCUGCUUUCAUUUUGCCAAGUUUCCUGGUCGAUGGAGAAAUUAUUUAAAAAAAAACUGUGAAUAUGAACCUCUGAAAACCAGAAGGCUGCUUCAGCACAACCUCUUUUCCCACUCAACCUUUUUUGCUUUUUUUUUUUUUUUUUAUUCUUAUUAUUAUUUUUUUAUUAUUAUUUUUUGAUUUUCAGAUUGUGGCCUUUAGUAAGUGGCCUACAAAACAAAGAGAAUAUCCAUUUCCUCUGAACAAUGACUUUAAAGACUGUCAGAGGACAUCUGGAUGAGGGACGGCACAACAUUUUCUAAGAACAAACAUCAUCUUUGCCUAAAGGAGGAUUUUUACUUGUGGAGGAUCCUUGAUUCUUUUCGCCGAUCCACUCUGGUGUUUGGUGAAUGCGUGCUUAAUUUAUUGGCUUUUGUUUCCUUUUCUUAGUUUUUGCUUGUAUCCUUUUUUAUGACUGAAGGAUAUUUAAAACAGUUAAGGAUUGGACAGGGGCGUUUCCUCAAGACUGACCAAAAAGCUGCUGCUUUGAUAUCUAAUUGGUAUAAAUAUAUAAUAUAUACAAUAUAUAGAAUAUUGAUGGAAUGUCAAUAUUAUAUAUAUAUAAUGGAGGCAACAUUGAAAAUUUUGUACAUAGUUCGGUUUUUUAUGUCUUCUACAGAUGUUUCAUAUUUUUCAGUAAUGAGUGUCUUUUUAUUUAAAACAUUCACUCACCCAUUAAACAGAAUCACACACUACUCAGCACUCACACAGGGAAAUAGCUGUAAUUACUAAUAUAAAAUGUAGGGGGCGCUAAUUAAAGCAGGUGAGACGGUGAGACCUCGGAUUGUAAAAAAUGUAACCCAGAUUUUCGCCAAUAUCGGUUUGUGUUCGUGGUUCAUUUUUGACUCACUGCGUUUUAGGGUUUAGCUUAACGUUCAGUUGAUGGUGAAAUGUCAUUUCAGGGUUUUAACCAUACUUACGAAAAAAAUCUCUGAAAUAAUUUUUUUUUUUUUUUUUGUCAAACACUGUUGUGUUGAAUAUUCUACACAAAAUGGCUGAAUUUUAAGAGCACUACAUCCAAAAUUGCUUUAGAAUAUGUUGCUAAUUAGCUAAGCUUUUAACAGCUGAGCUACUAGCCACUGUGACAAACACCAUGCCUCAGAACAGUACACCAUCAUAGGCUACAAAAUAUUAUCACCACGUGUUACAGCGUUGUUUAUCUUCACUUUAUCCAUAUGCCAACUUAUUACCUCAGAACUUUUUUUCUUCUAAUGUUUAGGUGUCAAACAUGGGUACUAAAUAGUAAUAAUAAUGCUAACGUCUCUGAGGACUGUGUGGUGGUCAUGAGGCUGGAUGUUAAAGCAUGAGGUUUGGUUAAACCGUUCAGCAGACAUCAAGACAUUCCAGUGAGCUUCCCAGAUUUUUCAACCGUAAUUUAAAUGUCACAUAGCACACGGGGGAAAUUUUGACAGCUAUUAAACAAAACUGAUCCCAGAAUUUGGCUGGAGACUCUGGGACUAGAUGCAUGAGAGAAGACUUGGUUUUGGUUUAAGUCACCAGAUGUUGUAAAGCAGUGAAGAUUUUAGUAAUGCAUUUAUAUAAUUUGUGAAGGUGGACAAGUCUUUAUUUGUGCUGGUUAAGUAGGUGAUACAGGGUUGAUGCGUGUAAAGGAGUGGCUAAUGUGCUAGAUGGUAAAUAGAACAUAGCAGGAUAUAAAGCCAGGAUUUAGCAUUACUGUUGGUCCUUUUAAACUCCAUAAAUGUUAACAUGGCUAAGAGAAACUAGCAUUAGUUUUCAGAAGUUAGAUUGUCUGUUAGAAUUUAUGCCCUGCUAACUUCCACAAUUCUUAAAGUGGCUAACAAAUGAGCAGAGCAUUAAACCCAGAGAAACUAGUAGAGUAUUAAACUCCAGACUUCAGCAUUAUGGAAUGCUGCCAGUAACUAAAGAUUAGCAGAGAACUAAACUCAUGAAGUUAGAAUUAACAUUACUGUGGGUAAUCAUCAAGUAAAUUAUAAAAUUGUUAGCAUACCGAUGUUAGCGUAGCAUAAAAGUCAGUUAGCACUGUUGUCGGAAAAGGAUGCUGUGUAGAAACUUGUACGAGCAGUCAGGGAAGCUAGCAGAGAAUAAAACCCACAGAAUUAGCACUAGGUUAACAGUUUUUAGCAGUCAGUGUUCCUCAGAUAGUAACUUACCGAACUGCUGACAUGGUUCAAAUUUCUAAACUUCUCAGUCUAAAGUUGUAUAACUUGAUGACAAGAAAUAAUAUAAACUCCUCACUGCUGUCUACAGGCAAUUAUCAUGAAGGUGUGUGGAAUUUUCUUCAACAAGAUGACAUAUCUCUGAUGUUUAACAUAUUUAUUUUUAUUAUCUCUAACCCAGGGUACAUCCUCGUUCAAAUAACUAGAGAGAAACAGGUAUUAUGGCUGAACAGUCAGACUCGGUUUAGUUAAAAAAUAAUUCUAUUUUUAAUAGUUUGGACACAGUCUACCUCAGUAAUUUACAGAACAGAAUUAAGCAGAGGACGUUUCUUUCUCUCUCUCUACAAUUCUGUUAUUCAGUUAACGACAUUAAAGGUGAAGUUUGCCGAUCGUCCCCAACCAGAGUUCCUAAUUUUUUUUAUUUUUUUUUAACCAAGGUUCUUUUUUUUUUUUCUUUCCAGGGGAAAAGAUUGAUUCAGCUGAUCACAUCUCAGUAUAUUUCACAAAACAAAUCUCUGCAAUGGGACCUAACCGAAGUGCAGAAAUUCUCUUCCCACCAGGACACGUCAUAUUUCAUCUUAAACCAAUAUGUGAUUUGUUCAUUUGGUAUUUAAUCUAAUCGAACCUGUUACUGUAGGACAGGGUCUCUAGACGAGAGUACACUUUAGAUUGAGCGCCCCCUUUCGGAGUUUAGUCAGCAGUGUGUGAUUACCUCUGGUCAGCGUUUCAAUACAUUUCUCUAGACUGAAUAAAGAACAGAAAAUAUCUUUUCCACAAUUUCGGUUAUAAUGGUGGUCUAGAUUAGCACAGAAGUCUAACUGCACUAGGUGCACACACUCAUUCAGCAGGGGAUCUCUGCUGCUUCUUUCCAAACUUUAUUGUAUGCCUCUAUACUUGUUUAACGAGAGCUGGUGUAUGACAGGGUUAGACGAAACCACAGUAACAAAUUUUUCUACAAAAUGGGAACUAAUGGCAGGUAAGAAUUCAAGGUGGGAGCAAGGAACUGAGUCAAAGUCACAGCACACGGUUUGUCUCAGAAAUCUUUUCAGCCGAGCGAUUUCUCAUCCCACAACGUCGUCCCUAAUGUGUAAAGAAAGAAUUGAGUUUCAGUUAAGAUCUGGUUUGUUACUGAGACUCCGGCUGUUUGUCAGGUUUUAGUGUGAAUGCAGGAUAAGGGUCAUUUUGAAAUCCAUCAAGAAGUUUACAAACCGUAUUUUUGUACAUUUAGUCAAAAGUCAGCUUUAAAUGAAGCUUUAAAUCUUUGAUUUCAAACAUGGAACUACUACUAACCUGAACGAUUUUGUCUUUUUUUUUUUCCCUUUUACUUGAUUACUGUCACAAUGGAGUUAAAUAAAACUCCACGAGAACCACUAGGGUCAGAUGGUCUUCUAACAGCCUUACUGGAGUUAACAUUACAGAGAUUGUGGACUAAAGAAUUUUUCUGUCCUUUUCUCGGUGAAUGGAAAUGUUUAAAAAGUUCUUUUCUAUGGUAAUCACACACAUGCUAGGGCUAUGGUGGAGCUAGAGUUUUUCUUUCAGAUUCAGUGUGAAACAAGGAGAAUUUACAUUCAGUCUAACAACCUCAAACAAACCUGUCGUUUUAUUCACACAUCAAACUUUAUUAAAAAAAACAAACAAAACAAAAAAAAACUGUGGAGGUGAGUGAUUAUAGAAAUGUGUCACAGGGGACACAGAAAUCCAGCAUAAGCUUUUUACACUCUUGAUUUUUUUUGUUCUCAUGUCAAAUUCUUUCUCUUGUUCUACACGAUAUGAAAUGCUCUCGUCAUGUCCCUCUGUUCUGUGAACUGAAUGUGUUUCCUCUUCAAUGUUUUUGUCUGUUGUUUCACAAUGUAUUUUUCCUUACUGUGAAAAUGGAGAGUUAUUUGUAGUGGUGUUGAUUGGUUUAGGGGAGAUGGACGCUAUAAUCCUCCCCUUUGUGCAUGGGUUAGCUCUUCUAGGACAAUCCUGUGUGCCAAAAAUGUUGUAUUAAUGUUUUACUUUUCUUUCAAACAAAUCUCUGCUUAAGAUGAAUUCUCAGGAAGGCUCGAGCAUGGGAGGCACUGCUUGCUCCCUCAGCCUCUUGAUCAUGCUAGAAAUUUGUUGCGCUCUUUUUAGGUUUAAUUUUCCGGCGGAUUCUAGCGACACGAUUGAAGAGCGUAUGUGGAGUGUCGUGUAGCCUGGAGGCUCUUACCCACAGUGCCUUGCACAGACUUCAAACCAAACCCAGCCAUCAGACUUCCCUGGACUGAAGCGUUCCUCUCAGACAGAGAGAAGAGCCUUGUUUGGGACACGUCCUGUCGUAUUAACCCAUCAGUGGAGUUUUAAAUGCUUAGUCUGAGAUAAAGGCGAACUUUUAAUGGGUUAAACAUUUUUUUGUUUGUUUGUUUUUUGUUUUUCUCUUCUUCUGCUUGGCUCAAAAUUACUGUAUGGGUAUAUGUGAAUGAUCAUAUGUUGAUGUUUUUUCUUCUUCCCUUUGUGUUAUUUUCUUUUCAAAGUUGAACUUGUCUCUGCUUGGAAUUGCUGUGGCGUUUUGCUUUAACGCAGCAAAGCGAAUGAUCAUUUUCACAUAAACUUUCAAUCAGUCCCUCAUUCACUACCAGAAUAAGAUCCUACUGUGGAAGAAAUCACAGAGCGUAUUUUAUUUAGUAAUUACAAUUAUUUAUAGAACACAUGAUGAAAAAUGUCGUACUGUAGAUUGCAGAUUGCAGGUUCCCUACAAACACACAGCACUUAAUUUUAAGUUUAGGAAUUUUUUUUUUUUUUUUUUAUAUAUAAUUAAGAAAGAAAGCAAGCUGGCAGUGUGACAGGCUGAAGACAAGGCAUUGUAUGUAUUUUAUUGUUCUAAAAAAAAGAAAAGGAAAAAAAAGGAAAAAGUAUUACAUUAUUAUUAUUAUUAGAGAUGUUCAUUUCUAUUUUUUUAGGCAAAAAAAACAGGGAGGGGCAAAAAUUCAAACUACUUUUCUGACUGUAAACUUUUUUGCUAUUCUUGUACAUUAUGAAAUGAAAUUUGCAUUAACAGUGUAUAUAGUCUUUUUUGAAAAGAAAAAAAGGAAAAGCGGGACGUCCUUUUGGCCACCGCGGUCAUGUUUGUGUACAGUCGCUUGUUUGCCUUCCAUCAAAUCAUCGCUGUCUGUUUCUAAAUGUUUUGUAUCACAGAUCUCACAUUUGUAUGUACGUGUGCUUUGUGCUAUUUGAAUGAAAUGAAACUGUCUUUGUGAUGAGGUGUGAAAACACAAGAAGAUUCAUGAAGGCUCUUCAUGAUCAUCUAAAAUAACUUAAAACGUUUUGGGAGUUUAACUAAUGCAAUGAUCCAGUGAGUAAAAUUCAAAUUUUGACCUAAUUGAAAUUUUGAAAUCCUCGGCUUUAGGUGAAGAGGCUGAUGGAGUUAACAAGUACUCAGUUUCACUCAAAUGAUUUUGUGUCGACUCCAAACAUGAAGUAAACGUGGUGUAGCAGAACACUGGAGCUUUAACGCUGCAGCUGCCGUUUGUCUUUUAGUGUAGUUUAAUAUCACGUCGCUUCACUGAUUAGACUCCACUUAAGAUUAAUGAUGUACAUUAACAUCAGUCAUUUCAAUCUGAAUCAGAUUUAAAUUCCAAAUUAAAAAUGGUCUAAAUGAUGAACAUAUUUUGUAUCAUGAUAGUUAUGUUUGUUUUGUCACUAGUGCAGCACAUUUUUUAAAACUUAUAUUUAGCAUGAAAUAAAUAAAUACGGUAAUAAAAAAAGGCGGCAAUAUGAAAAUAAAUAACAUGGGCGUGAGUCUCUUAAUGUUAAUCAGCAGUUUUGAAAACUAGAGUCGAUUCACUCAGAUGUCUAUAGUGAGUUUUAAUAAAUGCUCAUGAUAUUAAGAUUAUAUAGAAAUAAGAUUGUGAUCUAAAAUCUGGGCUUGUUUUGACUGAAUCAUGUGAGUGAGACAGACCUUCUUUACUUGUUAGCUCAUUUAGACUCCUUGCUUCAGGAAGAAAAAAUAGAAGUAAAUUUUUAGGCUAAUUUUUGAAUUCCUAGAUCUCAAAAAUUGCAGAUUUCAAAAUUUCUAAAACUUCUUUUCACCUCGCCGUUGUCUUACUGUCGUUUCUUUCACCAUUUCCCUCGUCAUGUCCUCAUAAUGCGUCGCGCUGAUAAAGCCAUGAUGUAUGGAACGCUAUUUGGUGACGUCACACACACACACAGCAACACAAGACGAAUCCAUCAGCCGUGCCAUCAGCCUCACAGUGCUCACACACUCCUUUGUGUGUAUAUGUGUAUAUAAAACCACAAACACAAGCUCCAUGACAAAAAAAGCAACUGUUUCGGAACAAAAUGUGCCAUGAUUAGCUGAAAAUCCCGCUUUCUGACUUUUUGUUUUUUCUUCCUCAAGGAGAGCCAAGCAGUGAUAUGUACAGAAAUAUGUUAUGUUGAAUGACAUGAAAAUCUUGCUGUGUGUAAAUUAUUCAACAAUUAACUGUUUAUAUAAAAGAUUAUGAAUAAAAAAACUUAUUGGAGAAA